Molecule: messenger RNA, 1458 nt
Organism: Nerophis ophidion (straightnose pipefish)
Lineage: Eukaryota; Metazoa; Chordata; Actinopteri; Syngnathiformes; Syngnathidae
Product: protein LBH-like
Exons: 4
Coding region: 297-569 (90 amino acids)
Biological process (GO): positive regulation of DNA-templated transcription
Cellular component (GO): nucleus
Source: RefSeq, a predicted model, not a curated record
GCCUCCAGGAUAAAAAGUCCUCACAAGUGUUGGCGAACAGCAGACGACGCCAGCGGACUUAAGAAGCUCCUUUUUUCUGUCAUUUAGUGCUUCAUUUUCCCCGUUUAAACGUCAGUUUGGACGCUUUUUGAGAAGAAAAGGAAAGCCAAAGUCGAAACCCAACCUUAACUCUUACCACCUAAUUAGCCGAAUUGACAGCAGGUGUGAUUCAUGAAUAUUUCCUCGGACUAAUCAGUGUGUUUGAGAUAACCGUCAAAUAAACCAACAACAGAUCAGUGUUUGUUCCCUGCCGAGAUAUGACUGAGGUGAUGAUCAACAGCACCCCCAUGGACGACAUGAGGCUCAGUCCCACCAAGGACAGACUCUCCUUCCAGAUAUUCCCCGACCCCUCAGACUUCGAGCGCUGCUGCAAGCUGAAAGAUCGCCUGCCGUCCAUCGUGGUAGAGCCUACGGAGGGCGAGGUGGAGAGCGGCGAGCUGCGCUGGCCCCCAGAGGAGUUCCUGGUCAGCGAGGACGAGGAUAACGGCAUCAUCCCAAACGGACAGGCGACGCCCACCUCCCAGCGCUAAGUCCCUGGUGAGGACUCUGUCCCUCUUUUCACGCACUGGUCACGCUGCACCUUAAACGUCCAGCAGAUGUAACAUGGCGGACAUCUUGCCGCCCUGCAAAGAGAAGCAAUACACACUUCAUCAAGAAGAGACUCAACACACACUCAUCGCCUCCACGGACGGCUCUUCCACCGACUGCGGCGUGUUCUCCCCAAAGAUGGCCCCCCUUGAAAAGCGGACUUACCCCCAGUCCCUGUGUUCACCCUCCCUGAUCGGUGUUCCAAGUACUUGUGAUUGCCGCCACCCUAAAUAGUCGUCUCCCCCCCCCCCCCAAUGUUCCGUGAUGUGGGUGUAAAAGUGUUCUGAGGAUUUUACUUGUGGUCCUGUGUUGGAAGUGAGCCAAGGAUUUAGGUCUUCUGUGCGAACGGUAGAGCAAGUUCUGCUGUUUAUCCGAGGAAAGAUCAUUGGUUUGGCGAUGAAGUUCUUCAGGAUGAAGCAUUGUGAGAAAUGUUGAAGGUGUAAAUAAUUGUUCCCAGUAAAUGCAAAGUGUUGUCUCGCCUUCCUGGUCUUCCUCUUCGUUUUUGCCAAACAGCCAUUACUUUCACUAAAUAUACACUGAAGACUUAAAAAAAACCACCAGUUUAUUAUUUAGGUAACUGGUCCCAACUUUUUUGUUUUUCCAUCCCAUCUUUGACAGAAAAUUCUCCUUUUCACUUCAUGUACGCAAAUGACUGAGUGGGUGAGUUGAUGUCUGUGUACAGGAUUGUUUUUUUUAUGUCCCACUUUGUUUUUUUGUAAAGCUCAGGGAGAUUAGCUGCCAUCUUUUUUUUUUUUUUCUUUUUUUUUUUCUAUUUAGACCACUUUUCUCUGACCGUUACAGAGGCUAUAAAUAAACUUGGAAUUUGCUAAA